AUGUCAUCCAACAAAGAGAGUUAUCUGAGAGAUGGUGUUUUUGCGUUGUCUGAUUCAAUUCGUGAAGAAUUCUCCAUCACAAAUACAAAAGAUGUAGGUGAUUCAAUUCGUGAAGAAUUCUCCAUCACAAAUACAAAAGAUCAAGGGUUUUAUUGGGCGAAAGGUUCUCCAGCAACGCGUAGGAGGGAUAUGAGGGUUCAUUGUGUGCCUGGUGGAAAGACUUCCACCGUUUGUAGUGGGGCAAGCCUGCAAGGGUUGUAUCUGGUGUGUGGUGGUGCAAGUAUAAACUUGCAAAGUAAAGAGAUAGAAAGGGUUUCUGCUAAAGUUUGGUGUUGCUCGGAGUCGGACUUUGAGGUUUUAUUGGAAACUCACAUCUCUCUGUAUGAAGGUCUUUUCAUUGAGGUGCUCAAACCACUCUAUCCCAAAAAAUUAACACAUCGAUGGCAUCUUCUCCUUCUGCUCCAGCCUUUUCUUCUCAGUCAUGGAAGUACGAUAUUUCUCUUAGCUUUAGAGGAGAAGAUACCCGAAAUACUUUUGUGGGUCAUCUUUACCCUGCUCUUGAACAAGAAGUUGGAGAACAAAACCAAGGUUGAAUCUUGGAGAAAAGCACUUGUGGAUGCAAGUAACAUUUCUGGAUGGGAACCCAAGCACAUUGCCAACGGGCAUGAAGCAAAAGCCAUCAAACAAAUUGUAUUAGAAAUUUCACAGAAGUUACAGCCAGUAACAUCAAGUUUAAAUGAGAACCUAAUAGGAAUGGCGGCUCGCUUGCAAGGUUUGAAAUUGGAGUUAGAAAUUGGGUUAGAUGAUGUUCGGAUGAUUGGAAUAUGGGGGGUUGGGGGUGGUGGUAAGACUACCCUAGCAUCCUUAAUUUAUGAUGAAAUUUGUAGCAAGUUUGAUGGUUGUUGCUUUGUUGAAAAUAUUCGAGAGGAAUCAGGCAGAUAUGGUUUGGGAAAAUUAAAAGAAAAAAUUCUUUCAGAAAUGGAAGUAAACAGAGCUGGAGGAGGAAGAGUCUUGAUAAAUAAUAGGUUUCGCCAUAGGAAGGUCUUGAUUGUCCUAGAUGAUGUCGAUCACCUUGACCAACUAAAAGCGUUGGCUGGAUCACAUGAUUGGUUUGGUGAAGGAAGCCGAAUAAUAAUCACAACCCGAGAUAAGCAUUUAUUAGCAGCACACAAAGUAAAUGUAAUACACAAUAUUCGCUUGUUAAACAAUGAUGAAGCUAUUAAACUCUUUUGCAAGCAUGCACCCCGGGAUAAGAGAGCUGUGGAAGAUUAUGAGCAUCUUUCAAAAGAGGUAGUCUCUUAUGCUGGUGGGCUUCCAUUGGCACUUACAGUUCUGGGGUCUUUUCUGUGUGAUAAAGACAUUAAUGAGUGGAAGAGUGCAUUAGCCAGAUUGAAAGAGAUCCCAGCAACUGACAUUGUGGAAAAGCUAAGAAUCAGCUUUGAUGGACUUACAAAGAUUGAGAAAGAGUUGUUCCUUGAUAUUGCAUGUUUCUUUAGGUGUUGGAACAAAGGUGAUGCAAUGAAGAUCCUUGAUGAAUGUGGUUUUCAUCCUGUUAUAGGAGUAAAGGUGUUGAUACAAAAGGCUCUCGUAACUAUUUCAGAAGAUGGAAAGUUUGAUAUGCAUGAUCUGGUGCAAGAAAUGGGACACCACAUUGUUAGAGGGGAACAUCCUAACAACCCUGAAAAACAUAGUAGAAUUUGGAAGGAAGAAGAUGUUCUGAAAAUAUGUGCUAUGGAUGCAAACACGGAACUUGACAUGAUUGAAGCAAUAAGAUAUGAAUACAAUAAGGAUUGUCUAGUACAACAUCUUCCUCCAAUUGUUGCAAACACGAAUAACCUUAGGUGGAUUCAAUGGGAAGGUGAUUUUGCAAGUCAUCUGCUUAGUAACUUUCCACAAAGGACGCUUUGUCGUCUAAUAUUGUAUGGCAGCUUCCAAAAACAACUUUGGGAGGGUUAUAAGUUGCUGCCAAAUUUGAAGACAGUUGAACUUUGGGCUUUGGAUAACCUAAUCGCCACACCAGAUUUGAUGGACUUCCAAAUCUUGAAAGAUUCAUUCUUUAUGAUUGUGGUAGUUUAG
Lactuca virosa is the source of this 2076-nucleotide messenger RNA. NCBI's taxonomy places the organism in Eukaryota, Viridiplantae, Streptophyta, Magnoliopsida, Asterales, Asteraceae. The record is from the annotation of a GenBank genome assembly.